UAUGAAGAGUAAACACGGUUCUGUUCGGCAUGUGUGACGUCACGCGGGCCACGCCGGUUCGGAAGCUCCGGUUCUCCACACUGAGGGCUUUAUCUGACCUGCUGGACCCGCAGGAGAACUGGAGGAGCGUCAUGAUGGACAUCAGCGGAACCUCCGGAGAACCCAGAUACUCUCAGCUGCACAUCCGGAGGUUUGAAGCAGCAGUUCUCCAGGGAAAGAGUCCCACGAUGGAGAUGCUGUUCGACUGGGGAACCACAAACUGCACCGUUGGAGAUCUGGUGGAGAUUCUGGUCCGACACCAGCUGUUCGCCGCCAUCAGCGUCCUGCUGCCAGAAGACCAGAUCUGCCACACUAAAGCAGGUAUUCUGACCACCAUCACCUGUUCUGAGAAUCUCAGGCUACGCUCAUCUGAAGAAGUGCUUCACCUGUCCGCCUGUCCCGAGGUCCCUAACCCCGUUCAGCAGGAGACGCGUGUGCUGGAGCCGGACAGCAGCACCGGACCCGAGGAGAACACAUGGAGCAGCUCUGAAGGGUUCCACACGUUCUCUUACCGCGAGCUGACGGUCAUUACCAGCGAUUGGGACGAGCGCCCCCUGGUGGACGGAGGCUGUCGGCUCGGCUCCGGCGGCUUCGGCGUCGUCUUCAGAGGCCGGAUGGGAGACUCUUAUGUAGCUGUGAAGAAGCUCAAUCCUAUGGACGACGGCUCACUCGAAGACAUGAAGACUCAGUUUAAUCAAGAAAUUCAAACUCUCAGGAGUCUGAAGCAUGAGCAUCUGGUGGAGCUGCUGGGGUCCUCCAGUGAGGGGCAGCACAUGUGUCUGGUGUACUCCUUCAUGCCCCAGGGCUCGCUGCUGGACCGGCUGGCGUGUGUGGACGGCUCUCCUCCUCUCUCCUGGCGGAGCAGAUGCUGGAUCAGCGCCGGAUCGGCUCGAGGUCUGCAGUUCCUGCACCAGAACAACCACAUCCAUCGAGACGUCAAGAGCGCGAACAUCUUGUUGGAUGAAGGCUUGGUUGCGAAGAUCUCCGACUUCGGGUUGACGCGAGCUUCAGCCAAACACUCGUGCUCGACGGUCAUGACAGAGAGGAUUGUGGGAACGACGGCCUACAUGGCGCAGGAGGCGCUGAGAGGAGAGAUCACUCCUAAAUCAGACAUCUUCAGCUUCGGCGUGGUGUUGCUGGAGCUUCUGUCUGGUCUUCCUCCGGUGGAUGAAAGCCGUGAUCCUAAACUACUGAUGGAGAUGAAGGAUGAGAUCGAUGAUGACGAGGUCUCUCUGCAGGACUUCAUUGAUAGUAAGAUGGAGGGAUGGCAGAUGGAGGAGGUGGAGAAGAUGUAUGACGUGGCGUCUCAGUGUCUGUGUGAGAAGAAGAACAGAAGACCCACCAUCACACAGUGUGUUCUCUCCGAGCUGGAAGAUCUUCAUCUUAAGCUGUCCCAGAGCUCCGGAUGAUCCGCUUCAGAAGUGCUGUAUGGAGGAGAGAGCGCACACACACCUUCUUCUCCACCUCCAUGUGCAGUGUGUUCUCCACCAUGUCCAGCAGAG
Molecule: messenger RNA, 1541 nt
Organism: Rhinichthys klamathensis goyatoka
Lineage: Eukaryota; Metazoa; Chordata; Actinopteri; Cypriniformes; Leuciscidae
Gene: irak4
Product: interleukin-1 receptor-associated kinase 4
Exons: 11
Coding region: 30-1448 (472 amino acids)
Biological process (GO): protein phosphorylation; signal transduction
Cellular component (GO): plasma membrane
Molecular function (GO): protein serine/threonine kinase activity; magnesium ion binding; ATP binding
Source: RefSeq, a predicted model, not a curated record